GGGUUGGAGGCACCAGGCCUUCCGCGCGCAGCGUGAGGAAGCCCAGCAGCAGUAUGAAGAUGCAGCUGCAGAUGAGCAAGUCUCAGUCCUCGAAGUUGAACAUGGUUGACAACUCCGAGCAUGCCUCUGAUGUAAGUCCCGCUUCUAGUGCAGGUUUCUUCAAGGAAGCUCCUUCGCCGAAUCGUUUCCACGGAAUCAACAAGAUGGCCAUGAAAUCGGUGUCAAAGAAGAUGCAUACUACUACUAGUACUAUGAAGAAGAUGC
Amoebophrya sp. A25 is the source of this 264-nucleotide messenger RNA. The record is from the annotation of a GenBank genome assembly. Lineage: Eukaryota; Dinophyceae; Syndiniales; Amoebophryaceae.